AUGGCCGCCUAUACGAUACGCUCAAGAAAGCCUGCUCUUUGGGUGAAAACGGAGUGGCUGCCUCCACAUACUUCAAAGGCAACACCGUACCCCUUUGAGAGUGAUACGGAACAACGAAGGACCACCAAAAAACCUGCUGCGAAGGGAUUCGAAAAACUCACGUCGCAGUUGCCCGACAUCUUCAAGAAAACACCAGAGUUCUACCAAGUGGUGCUCAUCGCUCUGUCAGCCAUCCUCGGCCUUAUACUGAUACUACAGUACUUUCUGCUUAUGUAUUUGCUGCGAAUGCGUGAGAACUACGUGCUGCUAAGUCGAAAUGCGUUCAUUGAAGAAGUCUACGACGAGAAGAAUUGA
Ostertagia ostertagi is the source of this 354-nucleotide messenger RNA. The record is from the annotation of a GenBank genome assembly. Lineage: Eukaryota; Metazoa; Nematoda; Chromadorea; Rhabditida; Trichostrongylidae.